AUGGCAGGCCUAGCGAAGGCCAUGGCAGCCAUUCAACAGAUGGAAGCAAAAGCCACCUCGAACAAGAAGAACUUCCGGCUCAUAGCCGACCCGUGCAUCAGUGUCGAAUCCUUGAAGCGGCCACUCCGUAACUAUCUAGAGUUUCACAAGAGCAGCGACAUGUGGUCGCUGGUGUGUCCGCCACCUGGCGGACCCCUCACCUUUACGUGGCACACGCCACCGAACGGAAGUUGGCUUUCGAAGUGCAUUGGACUGCUGUACGACCUCCUAGAAGUAGCUCCAAAUUCGAAGCUUCAAUCUGUGAAGCUGCUUCGGGCCUUGAAGUCUCUUGUCGAGGACAAGACCAUGAGCAUCUGUACUCGCAAGAUGACAGAGUCUGAUGUCUUGGACCGGAUAGACCUCAGCAUUCGGCUGCUCCUCUCGCACCUCCGGCAGCUCAAGCAGAACCUCUCCUUGAAGCUAAAAGUUCUUCGUAUGUGCACAGACGACGAGAAGAUGAAGAAGAUCAAUCUCACGUUGGACAAGCUGGAGCUGCCGAUGGAGCUUCUUGUUGGUGAUGCGAAGCCCUUGUUGGAAGAAGGGGAAGCGGAUGGUGAAGAGGAAAACGCAAGCCCAGUCAGGCCAUGCACGACCAUGGUGGUGUAUGAGCCGCAGCCCGCCUUCGUCAGCCCAGUCACCUCUGCUCCUCCGCCCACCUCCCAGCCCACCUCCCAGCCCAUCGCCAAGCCCAUCUCCACACCCAGCUCGUCGGCGAGAGUUCCAUGGACUCUUCCCCAGUUGCCACAGAUUUUCGCCAAGAUCAACCAGGGCACUGGCAGGCAGGAUCACAAAAAAACUUCCGAGGACGAGUGUGUGGCAAAAGGCAAGGCCAAAGCAAAGGUCUUGAAACCCAAGGCCUGCAGUCCCAAGGCCAAGGCCGGCAGUUCCAAGUCCUGCAAGUCCAAGGCCAAAGCCAAGACUUGCAAGCCGAAGGCCAAAAGCUCCCAGCCCGACAUCGCGAAGCCUGGAGACUCCAAGACCCAAACCCAGGCCUCCAAGCCCGAAGCCUCGAAGACCUCCAAGAACGAGCUGGACAUCCUUGCAGCAGCCAUGAAUUUGGUGCCCGACGUUGCCUUGGCGAAGAAGAAGGCGAAGAACGAGAAGAAGCAGCCGAAGAUCGAAAAGAAGACCGACAAGAAAGAUGCAGUGACCAAGAAGAAUGUCCCAAAAAAAGAAGAGCCCAAGAAGCCCAAGGCUGAGAUGACAGAUGCGAAGAUGCCGAAGGCCAAGAAGUUGAAGAAGGAAGGCCCCGAGGUCGCAGCGAGCGAUGUGCCUUUCCCCAAGCUUCCCGUGAAUUAUGUGUUCGAAGCUACCACGUAUGGCGAGUGCAAAGUCGAGUUUUACAAGCAGAAGAGUUACAUCCGGAACUACGAUGCAAUGGGCAAGAAGAGAAGCAUCAUCAGCAGCUGCCACCCCAAGCACCACACCAUUUGUGAGCAGCUUGUGCCACAUGUAAAGGAAGGGAAAUCCUUGCUGGAGCUUUACCAGUGUAGGAUCGACAUUGUUUCGAAGUUGAAUGCCUGA
Messenger RNA from Symbiodinium natans, 1563 nucleotides. The record is from the annotation of a GenBank genome assembly. Lineage: Eukaryota; Dinophyceae; Suessiales; Symbiodiniaceae.